AGCUGCCUGGAACUGCACAUGCACCACCACCACAUGCAUCUUUUACUUCUCCCACCGCAUCACUCAUUCAUCAUGAUCCAUCUAUCAUCAUUACUAGAAGGAGAAAUGUAUAAAUAAACUUGAGAUCUCCGAAAACUGACCACCAUGAUUCUAGAGAAUGAACAACCUCCGCCUUGAGGCCGAGGAGGCCCAGGAGAAGGUUGAGGAGCUCAAGAGCAAGGUGAAGACGCUGGAGCAGGAGAACCUCGCCAAGGAGCAGGAGAUCACAUCCCUCAACCACCGGAACCAGCUUCUGGAGGGUGAGGUCGAGAAGCUCGAGACCGCUCUCAAGGAGGCCAAGGACUCUGCCAACCAGAGUGCUCAGCACGAUACUCAGAACGAGGCUCUCCAGCGCCGUCUGCAACUGCUGGAAGAAGAGGCCGAAGACGCUGACCGGAACCUCCGGGAGACUAACGAGAAGCUCCGCCAAACCGACGUCAAGGCUGGCCACUACGAACGCAAGGUGCAGGCUCUCGAAGCGUCUCGUGACCAGUGGGAGAGCAAGUACGAGGAGAUGGCGAAGAAAUACGCCGAGUUGCAGAAGGAUCUGCACGACCUCGAGGUCUCCAUCAGCAAUGUUUAAAAAGGAGAUGGCGCCGAGGCCCGGAAGAUGCUGGAUUCAGCCUUUUCCCAAAUAUACUUUUACCUUGCUUUCUUUCCUGCACAUCACAGUCUGAUCUAUAUGUUCUGUCUGCAGGGAGACGGAUUUUAGCUGUAUCUUUUUCGUCUUGUCAUCUAGCUGGCUUCAUCCGCAUCAUCAACCGGUCUCUCCGCUUGUCCCCGU
This is a messenger RNA of Aspergillus welwitschiae, 823 nucleotides long. Its product is annotated as tropomyosin. Gene Ontology annotation, molecular function: actin filament binding. Gene Ontology annotation, cellular component: actin filament; actomyosin contractile ring. The transcript is spliced from 2 exons. Lineage: Eukaryota; Fungi; Ascomycota; Eurotiomycetes; Eurotiales; Aspergillaceae. Gene Ontology annotation, biological process: actin filament organization; mitotic cytokinesis. The coding region runs from base 158 to 622 and encodes 154 amino acids. The record is from RefSeq and is a predicted model, not a curated record.